This is a messenger RNA of Fukomys damarensis (Damara mole-rat), 2824 nucleotides long. It is a transcript of the gene Serpinb1, whose product is annotated as serpin family B member 1. Gene Ontology annotation, molecular function: serine-type endopeptidase inhibitor activity. The record is from RefSeq and is a predicted model, not a curated record. Bases 252 to 1385 code for a protein of 377 amino acids. NCBI's taxonomy places the organism in Eukaryota, Metazoa, Chordata, Mammalia, Rodentia, Bathyergidae. Gene Ontology annotation, biological process: negative regulation of endopeptidase activity. The transcript is spliced from 8 exons.
CAGUCUCGGCCCUGCCCUGGGGAGGGCAGGCUGGGGGACUGAGCCGGGCCAGGACACAGGGAAGAGUCAUCAGCUCGGUCCGGAGAGUGUGGAGGGCAACGCAGCAGCAGCCCAGGAAGCCGGGCCGGGAGUCACGGGAAGGCACCACCCGGCCUUCCUCCGCCUCCGCUCUCUAUAAAGGGCGUGGGCCCUGGACGCUUCCCAGUCAGGAGCCCAGGUCGAACACCCCGCGCAGAGCAGCCGGCCUGGCCAUGGAGCCGCUGAGCACCGCCAACACCGCCUUUGCCUUGGACAUCUUCCUUCUCCUGUGUAAAAAUGACCGCACGGGGAACGUCUUCAUCUCGCCCUACAGCAUCUCCUCGGCCAUGGGCAUGGUCUUCCUGGGGACCCGGGGCGACACCGCAGCACAGCUCUCCAAGGCUCUUCACUUUGAUAUGGUUAAGGAUGUUCAUUCAGGUUUUCAGAGCCUGAAUGCAAAGCUGAAUAAACAUGGUGCCUCCUAUACUCUGAAACUUGCUAACAGAUUAUAUGGAGAGAAAACCUAUGAUUUCCUCCCGGAGUUCUUGGCCUCAACUAAGAAAAUGUAUGGUGCAGAAAUGGUCAGCGUGGAUUUCCAGGAUGACACUGAGAACACAAGAAAGAAAAUAAACAAGUGGGUCAAAGAACAGACAGAAGGGAAAAUUCCAGAACUGUUGGCUCCAGGUGUCCUUGAUGACACAAGUAAGCUUGUAUUAGUGAAUGCCAUCUACUUCAAAGGGAUGUGGCAGGAGAAAUUCCUGAAAAGUGACACAAUUGAUAUGCCAUUCAGAUUGAACAAGAAAGACACAAAAACAGUGAAGAUGAUGUGUCAGACGGCAAGAUUUCCAUAUGGCUACAUUAAGGAACUUAAGUGCCAGGUGCUGGAGCUGCCUUACCAAGGCCAGAAGGUCAGCAUGAUUAUUCUGCUGCCUGAUGACAUCGAGGAUGACACCACAGGUCUGGAGGAGAUUGAGAAACAACUGACACUGGAAAAACUGCGUGAGUGGACUGAGGAUCUGGAGACCAUUGAGGUCAAUGUCCAGCUGCCGAGGUUCAAACUGGAAAAGAGCUACAGCCUUAAUGACAGUCUCGCCCAUCUGGGGGUGCGGGAUCUCUUUAGCAGUAGCAAGGCUGAUCUGUCUGGUAUAUCCAGAGCCAGAGAUCUUUCUAUAUCAAAAAUUAUCCACAAGGCCUUUGUAGAAAUGAAUGAGGAGGGUACAGAGGCAGCAGCUGCCACAGCAGGCGUCGCUGUCUUUGCCAUGCUGACCCAGGAGGUAAAUUUCUCGGCCAACCACCCUUUCAUCUUCAUUAUUAAGGACAAUACCAUAGAUGAAUCCCUGUUCAUUGGCAGAUUUGCUUCUCCGUAGAACAAGAAGAAACUGGAAAUGCAAGGUCAAGCUUGAGCUGUAUUAUCUGAGCUAUUAAUGGUGGCAGCAUUCACUUAUCUUUACCAGUAAAAUCAGCCAGAAGCAAAUCUUUAAUUUCCUCUGUAAGUUCAUCUCUAUUGGCUUUUUACAGCCAUGUAUUUUGGCCUAGGCAUCUAUUUUUCCUUUUUCAUGUUGUAAAAAGAAAAAGUACCCCACAGGUUGCUUUUAAAAUGCAUGAAGUUUUUUUAAAAAGGCAAAAAAAAAAAAAAUCAAUGUGCAGAUUCUUGACAGUGCAGUAAUCUAUGAAAUUGCAAUGCUCUCCCGUUAGCCAUGGGGAAAACAUGACAUUUUCCAAAAUCAAAUUGCGCUCAAUCCAGAAUUAGAAUCAGCCAAAAAGCAGAGGUGAAAUCAGUUUGACAGAAGAAAAGUAAUGAGGCACCAUUUAUGCAGAGGCUCCAUCUGAGUAACUCCGCUCACCUGCAACAGUCCUGGGACUUGCAAAGAUCACCAGACCCGAUGCAGCUGCUGUUUUCAAGCAGAGAAGGGGGAGAAAUUGCCAGGGACUCCUGCAGUAAGUCUCUAGUCCACACCUGCCCAAUGUGUGAUGCAGGCCUGAGGGGGAAAAAAAAAAGUACUAAGAGACAGAACUAGGAGAGAGAGCAGGCCCAGGAUGGCCGAUGCUGGUGCAACUAACAAAGGCACUGGCCGGUCCCAGGCACUGACUUAUUGGCAAUCAACUGAGGUAAAGGUGAGCUGCUAGUGGUUUCUAUGGAAAUUAAUGUAAACAAGGCUCAUAAAGGACAAGGCAAAGCAUUCUCGAAUUAGGAGCAGAAUAGAUAAAAUACACAGUUGUAAUUACAUUGUCCUUCUAGCUUGAAGGUUUUAGUCGUGGGAACAGAAUUUGGGUGCGAGUUACACUGACCUUUGCAUGUAGGCUUCAGCAGACUCACUCCUAUAAACAAGCCAGUUGUGGGGCCAAUUCUUCAAAGCCAGCUUUGGGCAUCAUCAAUACUAUGGUCCUCUGCACAUGUACAUAAGUGGACCCACAGAAGCGGUUGCUAAUUAGUUUCCUUCAUCUUUGUGACAUGGGAACAUUCAAUUUAUUUUACAGCUAGAAUUUAGGAAGCUAUGGUAGAUAUCUAACCUGAUGUGGAAAGGAGGGUUAAAAACAGAUAUGCAGUCAGAAUAGAGGCAAACACUCUGACUAAGGGGCUGGGUGAUGAAGGCAAACUUCCUUUGCCCUGUAUUUUGGUCUUUUUGUCCCCAAGAUGAGUGUGUACUCAGCCACAGCCCUUGAGUGUCUCUGUGCUUCAGCAAAAUGCCAUCAAGUCAUAGCCAGCACCACUUCUUGCUAUCCCUUAUGUGUGAUAGGUACUGCAUGUGGGGUCACUGAGUGGGUGCCUCAUGAUCAAAGAUGGUAAGAGAUACAAAAAGAAAAA